This is a messenger RNA of Aspergillus pseudotamarii, 408 nucleotides long. RefSeq lists its product as uncharacterized. The record is from RefSeq and is a predicted model, not a curated record. Lineage: Eukaryota; Fungi; Ascomycota; Eurotiomycetes; Eurotiales; Aspergillaceae. The transcript has 2 exons. The coding region runs from base 1 to 408 and encodes 135 amino acids.
AUGAAGAUCCAGAUCCUGUUUCCGCUUACCGCAGUGGGCCUCGCCUUCGCUAAACCAAUUCACAACCUCGGGGAGCGCAAUCCUACUGAAGACACCCUCACGUGUGUCAGGGAUGGUGUGGAGGCAGAAUUUCAGCGCGCGUGUGAGAACGCUGUUGACACAUGCAGAGACGGUUUGUACGAGCUGUCCGAAUUGAGAUCAUGUAUAGACACAGCUACUACCGAAGCCGCCGAAAGUUCUCCAUUGAGAAUUCCCAUACGUUUCUUAACAGGAUAUAAGAGCUGUCUCGACCGCGCCCCUAAACUGGGAAAUCUGCAAUCGGAACAGUUGCAAAUUCUGCAGGAAGUGAUCCCGCAGAUUGAGAACAAUGUUUUGCCCGGCUGUAUUAAAGGAUUCAAUCUGAAUUGA